UCUUCAGGGAUAUCAGAGUAGAUUUCAAAGUGCCAAGGAUUUUGUGAUGUCUGUAAUGUUUGCCAAUUACACAGGGUCGAAUUCAAGUAUCCCUGGCGUGUCUAAUGAAUGUAGUUUUCAGCCAGCAACGCUGUCACUCAAAAUCGGCUUAACGAUUGCCUACGUCAUCAUUUUCUUCAUUGGUUUCUUUGGCAACGCAAUGAUUAUCUUCCUAGUCAACCACUAUCCCGAAUUAAAGACGACCUUUAAUAUAUUAAUUGUUAACAUGGCGGCCUCCGAUAUCCUUGACGUCAUUACGGCCAUCCCCCUAUCCCUUACGUACUUGUAUGAAAGCGUAAGGUGGUUUCCAGGCGGAUUUGGUGUUUUUCUUUGCAAGAGUCUGCCAUUUCUUGCCUAUACUUCCAUUGGCUCAUCCAUCCUGACGUUGACAGUCAUGACCUAUGACCGCUACCACGCAGUCGUGCGCACAAUGAGAAGACCCCUGGCUUUUAGGCUGAUAGUGACGGCAAUCGUUUCAACAUGGGUCAUUCCUGCGGUAGUGUUUGCGAGUGAACUUUACAAGUACAAGCUCUACCAUGAAUCGGGUCAAGUCAUAUGCGCCCCGCGAUGGGUGGACGAUCUUUUAGCUUCUCAUGAAAUAACGAAGUACGAGAUGAUCAUCCGGUUUGUUUUGUUUUACCUGAUUCCUCUAUUAGUCAUGACCGUUCUCUAUUCAAAGAUUGUGCUGCGCAUGUGGAAAAGAAGGGCACCCGGUGAACAUAUCGAUAAAAAUCGUCAGCGAAUCGAAAUGCAAAAUCGUAAAGUCAUCAUUAUGCUGAUAACCGUAGUGACCAUAUUUGCCCUCUGUUGGCUUCCAGUGCAAGCCACUCACUUUCUGCUAACGUUCAACCUUAACAUCUGUCUCAGUACGUCCUUAACGUUAACCCUCUUUGUUGUCUCACAUGCCUAUCCUGCAAUCAACCCAUGCCUGUAUCUUAUAUUCAACGAGAACUUCCGUGGAGCGUUUAGACACCAGCUGCGUAAAAGUCAGAGAUCCAAACGUCUUUCUGUUACUGUGAGUAAUGGCACGCACAAAAGUGGCUCACACGCUGUCGGCGCCACUGAAUGCCACAGAUUGCUGGCGUUAGACAGAUAUAAAACAAGGGAAAGUGUGGUUUGAAAUCAAUACUACAUUAAAUCAAA
Molecule: messenger RNA, 1182 nt
Organism: Pocillopora damicornis (cauliflower coral)
Lineage: Eukaryota; Metazoa; Cnidaria; Anthozoa; Scleractinia; Pocilloporidae
Product: pyroglutamylated RF-amide peptide receptor
Biological process (GO): G protein-coupled receptor signaling pathway
Cellular component (GO): plasma membrane
Molecular function (GO): G protein-coupled peptide receptor activity
Source: RefSeq, a predicted model, not a curated record